This is a messenger RNA of Corapipo altera (White-ruffed manakin), 3201 nucleotides long. RefSeq names its product crystallin beta B3 (gene CRYBB3). Gene Ontology annotation, biological process: visual perception; lens development in camera-type eye. NCBI's taxonomy places the organism in Eukaryota, Metazoa, Chordata, Aves, Passeriformes, Pipridae. The transcript has 5 exons. The record is from RefSeq and is a predicted model, not a curated record. Bases 2250 to 3101 code for a protein of 283 amino acids. Gene Ontology annotation, molecular function: structural constituent of eye lens.
CCCACACCACCCCCUUUUCUCUCGCACAAAAGUUUGUUUCACCCUGGAAUUUGUUUAUUGGUAAACUAAAAUGCACCAUGGCACAGAUUUGGGAAUUCAAAGUGGUGCCUGUAAAAGGUUUGUUACCUCAGCCCUUGUGCAAACACUGGAAUGUGCUGCCUGUCUCAGGUGUUACACCCGGCAUAUGGUUGGAUGUGCAGGUGGCCCAGGGAGAGCUGGAGCACAGAAUGACUUAGAGGGAUCAGGGCACUUCCAAGGCAAAUAUCAGGUAAAUAGUUCAUAUCCUUUGAUUUAACUGUCCUUGCCCCAGUAACAGGCACUUCAGUCUCAGCUCCUUUUCCCCUUGUGAUGGAAAAAGCUGGGGCUGGUGCUGCAGAGUUGGUGCCCUUUAACUGACCCUGUGGAGCUGGAGGAGCUGCCUGCCCAUAACUCCAUGGUCCAGCCCCAAUAUACCCCAGGAGUGGUCAGUGCAUCCUGGAGGGAGCAGGAUUGCCAGCACAGGCUGGGCUGGGGCUGCUCUGUGGAAAAUGAAGUCAGUGGGAUGUGGUGGUGUGGGAGGUGUUGGUGUGUCCCACACGGGCUGUGGUGCAGGGGAUUCAUUUUCACAGUAGGUACCUGACUUGGAACAGUAAAUGGCUGAUUUCUGCAGGGAUGGAAUGUUUUGCGGGGAAAUGGGAAGUUCCAGGAUGCUGCUGAAGGACGGGAUGGGGAUGAAGGGCCUCGCCAUGAGCAGCAUUAAUGCUCAACACGACGGGACAGGUUUCCAUUCCGGUUCAAAUGCCUGGGCCAGGGCAUUUGCUUUUCUGACAAUUUCAGUAAAGGUUUCUCGUGUAGUUCUGGGUUUCAGGAUGAGCCGUGAUCGGAGCAGGCAGGAAACCCUGCAAGAGCUGUAAAUGGUGCUGUGUGCAGCUGAAUGCAGCAUUCCUUGGGGAGUCAUGGGAUGGUUUCAGUUGGAAAGGACUUUUAAAGAGGAAAUCAGCAGAGUGAAACACUCCCAGCUUGGUGCCUGGUGUGGAGGGGCUGUGUUCCCCCCAGUUACAUUGUCCUGUGCCUGUAGAGGUGGAUGAACCCCUGUACAAGGCAGUUGGCUCCCAAAACCACCUGUUACACACCCCAGGAUGUGCCUUAAACCCUGCUGUGUGCCAACAUGCUCCUGGGAAAUGGGCCGGGGAGGGAGCGGGACUGGGAGCCAAAGAACGAACGGGCUCAAUGGAGAGAACCUUCCUGGUAAGGGCCAAAGCUGAAGCAAGAACCCCGACCUGGAGAUCCUGAGGUCUUUUCCUGCCCUGGAACCACCUGCCCCAGCUUCCCUCCAAGCUCCCAGAGCCGACCCCAACCCCACUCCAUCUUGUGUUGGAGCCCAAACAAACGGUCAAUAUUUUGCCGGGUUUUUGCUUUGCGCUGCGCUCGGUUUCCAGGCUAAACCCUCCCGUGAAAUGCUGAUGGGAGAGUUUUCCAGAGAACCUGGCAAGAAGCAGCGUGAACGUGCUGAUGUGAAUUUCGACGUUAAUCUUCUGUAAAUCGAGUGGCCCAUUUCCGAGGGACAGCCGGGAGAAAUCUGAAUGACGUUUCCAUAGCCCGCGCUAUUGAGAUGAAAUCUCAUGGAUGGAAUUCCGUGGACGCAGCUGCUGUAUCAGCGCUCGGAUAAUGUGCUGUUCUGUUCAGAAGCAACCCAUAAAUAGCGGGGCCGGCCGUGCCGCCGGCAGAGCGGAACCACACCGGAGAGGUACCAGCAGCACUGCUUGGACUGGAAGGGGCUUUAUAACAGAACUAGAGUGUCUGAGUCGAGGUGUCACCGAGUGAAGGGUUGGCUCGUGCGUGGCGAGAAGUGAUGCUGCAGGGUUUGAUUAAGGACAUUGAUCGAACUCUUUUAUUCAUCUUUUAACCCCUCGCCAACCCUCGCGUAGCGAGGCCGGGGAGGCGCUUUCCAACGGGUUUCCUAUUUGAGCAGGAGCUUUGUGGAUGUUCCUGGAGAGCGAGGAGGGGGCUCUCUCCACCGUCCCCCCAGCCAAGGCAGCAGCAGCAGCUCCAGCUGCUGCGUCCAGUGCCCCCUGGGAUACUGGAGCAAGGGAGAGGUGUCAGGUUUAUGUUAGUGGGAAAAGAUGUCAGCAGCUGGAAGCUGAAAUCUGGCAAAUUCCUGCUGGAAACAAAGGCCAAGCUGUGAGACAGGAGUUUAGUGACAACUGGGUGAGCUGCCCAGAGCAGAGGGAUCCGUGUCCCUUGGGAGAUAGCUCAGGUCGGUCCUGCAGAUGAACUGGGUGAGGAUGUGGGGCCCAUGUGCAGGAGGGGGAGGAGGAUGGAUCACGGAGCUUCCUCCUAGCCCAGACAUCCGUGGGGAUUUACAGCUGCUGCACUCGGGAUCUGUGUUAGCUGUUCUGCCUCUUCCUAGGCCAGCUUCAUCCUUUGUGUUUUAUGAAGGACUUCAGAGCCCGUUAACCUCCUGCAAUUUGGGUUUUCCAGGCAUAAUGACUGAGCAGCAAAGUCCCCCCGAGCAGAUGGCGACUGGGGAGGGAGCUGGCGAGCGAGGUGGCAUCUACAAGAUCACAAUCUACGAGCUGGAGAAUUUCCAGGGGAAGAAGUGUGAGCUGACAGAGGAGCUCCCCAACAUCACCGAGAAAGAGAUGGAGAAGGUGGGCUCCAUCCAGGUGGAGUCUGGCCCGUGGCUGGGCUUCGAGCGACAAGGCUACGCUGGGGAGCAGUUUGUACUGGAGAAGGGCGACUACCCACGCUGGGACUCCUGGUCCAACAGCCACCUCAGCGACAGCCUGAUGUCCCUCCGCCCCAUCCAGAUCGACAGCGCCGACCACAAGAUCCACCUCUUUGAGAAUGCAGGCUACACCGGGAGGAAGAUGGAGAUCGUGGAUGACGACGUUCCCAGCCUUUGGGCCCACGGCUUCCAGGACCGCGUGGCCAGUGUCAAGGCCCUGAAUGGAACGUGGGUGGGCUACGAGUACCCCGGGUACCGGGGCCGCCAGCACGUCUUCGAGAAGGGCGAGUACCGGCACUGGAACGAGUGGGACGCCAACCAGCCCCUCAUCCAGUCCGUGCGGCGCGUGCGGGACCAGCAGUGGCACCAGCGGGGCUCCUUCGAGAACAGCUGAGGGACCCUGUGCCCCUGCCGGGGCCGGCUCACGGGGUGCCCCGGCUGAUGCCGUGACCGUGGUGUUUUUUGUGCAAAAACCUCAAUAAAACUCUGAGCUG